Messenger RNA from Australozyma saopauloensis, 1182 nucleotides. It is a transcript of the gene HOC1, whose product is annotated as alpha-1,6-mannosyltransferase. The transcript has a single exon. Gene Ontology annotation, cellular component: mannan polymerase complex. The coding region runs from base 1 to 1182 and encodes 393 amino acids. NCBI's taxonomy places the organism in Eukaryota, Fungi, Ascomycota, Pichiomycetes, Serinales, Metschnikowiaceae. Gene Ontology annotation, molecular function: alpha-1,6-mannosyltransferase activity. Gene Ontology annotation, biological process: protein N-linked glycosylation. The record is from RefSeq and is a predicted model, not a curated record.
AUGAACAAGCUGACCCUUGCCCUGCGCCGAAAACCCAUCAUCAUCACCGUGGCCAUUCUUCUCGUGCUUCUUGCCGUUUCGCGCUGGAGUGCCUGGCGGUCCAAGGAUGCGUUGGUGUUGGACAACUUGGGUAUUUUCUCGCUGGUGUUUACUGAAAACGAUAAGAAACAAGACGAGUUCUACAAACGUAUGGAGAAGUUGCAGAGCCAGUUCAUGCUGAGCCAAGAUGCCCGCUUGACGGUCUUGGAGAAACAGAACAAGGAGAUGUUGGACUUGAUCCAUUCCAUGCGCGUUCCUCCUCCAGAUAUGACCAUCCGUGACAAGCUCAUUUUCAUGCUGCCUUAUGAUCCUGAUGCCAAGUUCCCUGGUUACAUCUGGCAGACUUGGAAACACGGCUUGAAUGAUGAGAAGUUCAACCCAUUGUACCGUGACGGUCAGUCCCAGUGGGCUGGCAAAAACCCGGGUUUCGUGCACGAGAUCUUCAACGAUGAUACCAGUUAUGCCUUCAUCAAGCAUUUGUAUGGCCACAUUCCCGAGAUCAUCGAGGCUUUCGAGGCUUUGCCAGAGGUCAUCCUCAAGAUCGACUUCUUCAAGUACUUGGUGCUUUUCGCUCGCGGAGGUGUCUACGCCGACGUUGAUACCUUGCCAUUACAGCCUAUUCCAAACUGGAUUCCAGAUAAUGUGUCGCCCACCGAAAUCGGUCUCAUUAUCAGUGUUGGUAGUGAAUCUUCCUCGCCUCAGUGGAGAAUGGAGAGCCACCGCAGAUUGGAGUUUGGCCAGUUUGUCAUUCAAGCUAAGCCGGGCCACCCAAUUUUGCGUGAGAUUAUUGCUCAGAUCACCAUCAAGACCUUGCGUAAGAAGAGACAAUUGAAGGACGGCGAGUACAUGGGAUUGCACGGUAACUCCAACGAUAUGCAAUUGGAGUUGUCCAGAUGGACUGGAAGCGGUGCUUGGACUGACGUUGUGUUUGAGAUCUUGAACGACUACGUCAAGUCCUCCAUCUACAAGUCUGUCACCUGGAAGGAGUUCCAUGACUUGACCACGCCCAAGUUGGUCUCCGACGUUUUGGUAUUGCCCAUCAAGUCAUUUGCUUCGGACAUUGAGGUUCCAAAGGAUGGCAAGAUCAGUGAUGCCAUUGCGUUCGUGAAGCAUUACAACGACAAAAUCUGGAAAACCACAUAG